CGAGUUUUGAGAUCGCUCGAUCAAUGAUUAUUACAAUUGUUAUAAUUAAUUAUUAUUUGAGCAUUAUUAUAUAAUAACUAUUUUUAGUAAAGUAUAUUUAUUAUUAUAUAGUAAUAUUUAUUUUAUUAUUUUAUGAUAAUAUUUUAAAAUCUUAAAAUCUACUUUAAAAUAAUAUAAUUACUUACUUUUCACUCUAUUUGCACUCCCUAUUUUUUCAUCCAAACAAUAAUUUACCCCUUCACUUACAACCUCAACAAUUUGCACCCCCAGCAAUUUACCCUGCAAUUUCCACCCUUAUUGCCAAACAGAGCGUGAGGAAAUUCUCAAAAGAGAAGAAAUAGGAAGAGUUUGAGGAAAUUAUAGCAAAAAAUCUAUAGGUAUCGCCAUUUUAAAUUAAACCCUCUCUUUCUUCCUUUCUUGUCACCAACCAACUUUAUCUACAUCAACCGAACUAAAAGCCCAAACUUUUCUGCUACAAAAACCUUCUCCACCUCUGGAAACCUUCCGGCCAAGGACGAACCUUACGACGGAGACUUCCGUCCUCAAACAUGGAGAGGCUGCUCUACUCUUCCUCUCCCACGGCGCCUCUCAAACUCCAGUGCAAACCCACUCCUUUUCUGCCUCGUCUCCCCCGGAUCGAUGCCGCUAAACUCGGCGGCUUCCCGCUUCUGCCACGGCAGCCGCUUCAGCUCCGGCGAGCUGGUACCGUCUCCUGCAAUUAUAAGACGAAUCCACCGUCGGUAUCAUCCGUUUCUUCUGGUAAAUUGCCUUCUUUGGCCCCUUUACACGUCGAUUCCCCUGCUGGCCCGGCGCCAAGUUCUGAUCUUCUCCUACAGAUCCCGGCCGAAUCCCGUCAUUUGCCACGAAAGGCAAUGAGUGUUGCGGCUUGUGUACUACUCUCAGCUGUCUUGAUGUUCACGAUGCACCCAAUCUUUGCAUCACCGGCAUUAGCAACCUACCAAACAGCAGCCAAGACCGCUGCUCCCGCUGGUCUAGGAGCAAAACUAAUCCGGACCGAACUCUUAAGCAGCGCAUGGACUGGUUUCUUUGCUGGUUGUCUCCACACACUCUCAGGUCCAGAUCACCUUGCAGCUUUGGCUCCACUCUCAAUUGGUCGAACACGUCUUGAAAGUGCUGCUGUUGGAGCACUGUGGGGUUGUGGCCAUGAUGCUGGCCAGGUAAUCUUUGGUCUUCUGUUUCUCCUGCUCAAGGAUCGGCUCCACAUCGAGAUCCUCAGAACUUGGGGCACUCGAGUUGUCGGUCUUACCCUACUUGUCAUUGGCGGUAUGGGGAUAAAGGAAGCUUCCGAGGUCCCCUCACCUUGUGUUGCCCUAGAAAAUGGAGAGUGUGAUGUGGGCGUCUAUGAAUCACUUGAAGCCACCCCUGCUGUAGUGCAGAAGAAGAAGAUAGGAUUUGCUACCUUUGCUACAGGGAUUGUUCAUGGAUUGCAGCCUGAUGCGCUCAUGAUGGUCUUGCCUGCACUCGCUUUGCCUUCUCGGGUGGCUGGUGCGGCUUUUCUUGUCAUGUUCUUGGUGGGAACUGUUGUUGCAAUGGGGUGCUACACGGUUUUCAUAGGGUCCUUUAGUCAGGCGUUGAAGGACCGGGUGCCUAGAAUAACUGAGAAGCUCACAUGGGCAUCUUCCUUCAUAGCUAUCGCUCUUGGUGUCUCCAUUCUCAUUAGCCAGUUUUUCGGGUUCAGCUUGUAUUGAAUUGAUUGAUACUACUAAAUAGGGUAUUUGCGCUACAGCUAGAGAAGAGAUGAUUGGAAUGAGCCAUUGGAUUGCAUUUUGCUGCGGAGAAAGUGGUGCACAAGCAAUGAAAAGGAGAUGGAUAGCGUCUUAUCCUGUCUCCAAUCUAUCAGUUUUGAGAGCUCUUCUUUAGUUUUGUCUCUUCAGUUUAGAGUUUCAGGUCGUAAUUGUUAGUCGAUUUGAGUUCGACAUUUAUUAGUAAGCAUUUUGAUUCUUGAUUGGGCUUUACUGCUGGUACUUUGCACUAAUUUUCCAGCAAGAGUUUUGAAGGAGCUUUAAGAUGUGAGUGUAACUAAAGAUCAGCUCCUUCA
Linum trigynum is the source of this 2059-nucleotide messenger RNA. NCBI's taxonomy places the organism in Eukaryota, Viridiplantae, Streptophyta, Magnoliopsida, Malpighiales, Linaceae. The record is from the annotation of a GenBank genome assembly.